Ananas comosus (pineapple) is the source of this 1542-nucleotide messenger RNA. RefSeq names its product glutamyl-tRNA reductase-binding protein, chloroplastic. Bases 73 to 1101 code for a protein of 342 amino acids. The transcript is spliced from 13 exons. Lineage: Eukaryota; Viridiplantae; Streptophyta; Magnoliopsida; Poales; Bromeliaceae. The record is from RefSeq and is a predicted model, not a curated record.
UGUUGAGUUAAAAACGCCCCAACCAGAGGCGAGCGGGUGGCACAGACUGUGGACCGAGAGAGGCGAGACGCGAUGAAGACUGCCCUCGUUUCGCCGUGCGUCCGCUGUCCGCCGUCAGCAGCCUUCUUCUCUCUCUUAUUUAAAAAUGCCUGCCGCUCCAACAAUCCCUCCUUUCUUCCCCUCUCCUCCUCCCCUUCCUCUCGCCGCCGCAUCCGCUUCCCCUUCUCCCCGUCUCCUCCGCUCGCCAUGGCCGCCUCCUCCGCUCCUCAAUCCUCUCAGAUGGCGGCCCCGAUUGAUGCAGGUGGCAGCUUCCCGGACACAUUUGAGCUGAUUCGAUCUCAUCAGGAAGCAGCUGCUCGACUAUCCCCAGUUGAUGAAGUACGAACCAUAGUUGACAGAAGUGUUAGGGGCAUGCUCUCUACUCAUUCUCAGAAGCACGAGGGUUAUCCAUCUGGAUCAAUGGUUGAUUAUGCAUGCGAUCAGGAUGGCUCCCCUAUAUUAGCAGUUAGCAGUCUAGCAGUUCAUUCAAAGAAUCUUUCAGGAAAUCCGAAAUGUUCCUUGCUUGUCGCCAAGGAUCCUGCAGAUAGGACAGAUAUAACAAUCACCAUAUAUGGAGAUGCUAUGCCUGUUUCAGAAGAUGAUAGAGAUGGCAUACGGACUGCAUACUUGAGGAGACAUCCUGAUGCAUUCUGGGUUGAUUUUGGUGACUUCCAUUUUGUUCAUAUCAAACCGAAAUUUGUGAGAUAUGUAUCUGGAGUUGCAACAGCUCUGCUUGGAUCAGGAGAAUUUAGUGCAGAGGAGUAUAAGGCCGGGCAAGUGGAUCCUAUAUCUCAGUUUUCAAAUCCUAUUACGUCCCACAUGAACAGGGAUCAUGCUGAAGAUACAAAGCUAAUAGUGCAACAUUCAACCUCAGUAAAGGUGGAUUCUGCUUACAUGCUGGAUGUGGAUAGUCUUGGUUUCAAUGUGAAGGCUGUUUAUCAAGGAAACAGUAUGAAGCUCCGGAUCCCUUUCCCAAGGCCAGCACAAGACAGAAAGGAUGUCAAGACUCUUAUUGUUGAAAUGCUUCAAUCUGCGAGAGCCUCGAUUUCAACUACGGAAUAAAAACUUUGUAGAUCGCAGAUGGAGAUGAAAGAGAGUUCAAUUUCGGCACCAACGCAGCGAACAGAAUGAGGAGUGCAUGAGAUACCAGUAAAAUAAUACACAAAAGGAAUAAAUUUGUAUUUCUUUAACCUUUGAAAGUUCACCGAGUUUCCUUACAUCUCUUGAAUGAAAAUGAAAGCAAAAUGGAUUGUAUUAAAAAUUUGUAAAUUGUUUACAAAUUGAAACUGUGUAAAGAAAAAUGGGUUGUGUUAAAUUUGUGAAAUGUUACAAAUUGAAACUAUGUAAACAAUAUGUGAUGUGAGGGCCAAAGUGUGAGACAGCUGUUAGGCCCCAGCCUUGCUAUUGUCCUGUAUAUCUUGAAAGCAAAUUGGUCUUUUCUGUGAUCCCCAUAUGUAGUGGUUGUGAUGUUAUUUCAGAGUGAGAAAGAGCUUGUUGGGCUUA